Messenger RNA from Lucilia sericata (common green bottle fly), 1498 nucleotides. RefSeq names its product tRNA (cytosine(72)-C(5))-methyltransferase NSUN6. Gene Ontology annotation, biological process: RNA methylation. The record is from RefSeq and is a predicted model, not a curated record. The transcript is spliced from 3 exons. Lineage: Eukaryota; Metazoa; Arthropoda; Insecta; Diptera; Calliphoridae. The coding region runs from base 101 to 1480 and encodes 459 amino acids. Gene Ontology annotation, molecular function: RNA binding; methyltransferase activity.
GCUAAUUAGAAACUUUAACAAGAAAAAGCUGCCACGUCGUACUUCAAUAGUUAAGGUGAAAAUGUAACAACUAUAUGUAUACCGUAAUUAGUGCUACCAGAUGUCUUGUAAACAUACACCGGUUUAUUGUUGUUCAAAGAGGUUACACACACACACACUUAUACACCAUCCAAAAAAUAUGUUUUAUCCAAAAUCACCUUUUUUACGCUAUCCACUUGUUGAAUCACAACUUUGCAAAGGGAAUUUGAAUUUACUAGAAGAUCUAUUAACAUGGCUUUGUCGUACUCCUACCAAUACCACCUAUCGAGUAAAUCUUCUAACAUCUUCCCUAGAAUCUUUUAAAACUGAAGUUGAAAUAAUUUUGAAAAAACGUUAUGCGGUUCCUCCGAAAAUUUAUACUUUCGCAGAUUUGCCCGAACUUUUAUGUAUAGGUCCUACAGAAAUAUCACCCAAGCCUGAUGAGCAACAAAAAGAAAUCAUUGUGGACACUUGCUGUGGUGCGGCUGUAUUGAGAGGAGCUCAUAUUUAUGCAAUUGGAGUCCUGGCCAUGGAAUCUGGUACCAAAGAGGGUGAUUUGGUAAAUGUUUAUGCAGAUUUGGAGCAAAAAUGUAAGAAAGGUUUAAAUAUACGCUAUGAAUCCAAUGAAAAGGUGUAUUUGGGCCAAGGAAAAGUGUUAAUGCAACGCUAUCAAAUAUACAGAACCGAAGGUCCUCAACAGGGCAUAGCAGUGGAAAUGCUUAAUACCAUAUCGGGAGUACCCUCUAUUGGGGAUUUAAGCAAUUCUAAGGUAUUACUACAAAAUCUACCCUCCAUUGUUUGUGGUAGAGUAUUAAACCCUAAACAAAAUGAAUUGAUUUUGGAUAUGUGUUCAGCUCCCGGUAAUAAAACCACCCAUUUGGCUGAAUUGAUUAAAGAUCAGGGCUGUAUAAUAGCUUUAGAUAAAACGGAAAAUAAAAUAAAACUUGUUAAAGAUAAAAUUGCCAGAAACCAACUGAAAUCGAUUAAAGCUUAUGCCUUUGAUUCUACAAAAUCUUAUAAUGAAGAUUUAUCAUGCAACAAUGCGGAUUUGAAACCACCUUUUAAGUCACAAACUUUCGAUCGCAUUUUAUUAGAUGCUCCCUGCAGUGCUUUAGGCAACAGACCCCUAUUGUCUAGUAAUAUGUCACCAAAAAUGCUGGAAUCUUAUGCCAAAGUUCAAAAGAAACUAUUUGCCAAUGCUGUGCCACUGCUGAAAACAGGUGGCAUUUUGGUUUAUAGCACCUGUACAGUUAAUAUGGCGGAGAAUGAAGAAAUGGUAGUAUGGGCUUUAGAAAAGUUUCCCGAAUUAAGUUUAGAACCUGCUACGCCAGUAUAUGGAGCAGCAGCUUGGCCUUGUGAGGGUUUAAGCGAAUUCGAUCGCUGUAAGUUACAACGUUUUGGUUCUACGGAUAAUAAAAUGGAUUCGGUAGGAUUUUUUAUUGCAAAAUUUGUGAAAAAAUAAAUUUAUUGAGCUAUUGAA